Messenger RNA from Mesorhabditis belari, 606 nucleotides. Lineage: Eukaryota; Metazoa; Nematoda; Chromadorea; Rhabditida; Rhabditidae. The record is from the annotation of a GenBank genome assembly.
AUGUUUCCACUUUUCCUCACAUUUCUCAUCGCAAGCGCUACCAGUCAGUUCACACAGGACGACAAAAAUGAGAUCGUUGAUUAUCACAACAAUGUUCGCUCGUUGAUCGCUUUGGGACUUUACAAAGCCGGUUCGCAAACGUUUCCGCCGGCCACAAAUAUGAUGAAAAUGAAUUGGUCUUCCACUCUCGAGCAAUCUGCACAAAACUGGGCGAACGGGUGCAAAUUCCAGCAUUCGGGUACGAAUGGAGUGGGCGAAAAUCUGUACAUGGUUUAUGGAUCGAAUCAGAUUCCGAUCAGAGGCCAAGGGAAAGCAGCGAGCGCCUCGUGGGAGAAGGAAUUCCAGGAUAAUGGAUGGCCUCAGGUUCCCUAUUUUGACAACACCGUUUUCAACUCGGGAAUUGGACAUGCCACACAGCUUGCCUGGGGCAAUUCGAAUCAAAUUGGUUGUGGUGCGGCACAAUGCAAUGGGGGAAAACAAGUGAUUGUCGUCUGUCAGUACACGAAACCCGGCAACUACUUGAAUCAGAAUGCGUGGGCAGUCGGUACUCGUUGUGCUCAAUGCCCAAUAACAUCAACGUGUGACCCUCGAUUGGGACUCUGUCAA